Messenger RNA from Liolophura sinensis, 1609 nucleotides. RefSeq names its product FMRFamide receptor-like. Gene Ontology annotation, molecular function: G protein-coupled receptor activity. Gene Ontology annotation, cellular component: membrane. NCBI's taxonomy places the organism in Eukaryota, Metazoa, Mollusca, Polyplacophora, Chitonida, Chitonidae. The transcript is spliced from 2 exons. Bases 312 to 1436 code for a protein of 374 amino acids. Gene Ontology annotation, biological process: G protein-coupled receptor signaling pathway. The record is from RefSeq and is a predicted model, not a curated record.
GCCGUCUGUAAACCAUUCGCUCUUUUCAGCAAGCUGGAGUGUUCUUGCCAGACCAAAUGGUAAACUGAUUGUGAGACGUCUCCCUGGUGAUACCUGAGCAGCCUGGCGUGGAAGUGUUGCUCGGAUGCCGCUUGACGCUGAACGCCGACAUAAAGCUUCACCAGAAAGUUUAAAGAGGUUUUAAUAUUGUGUUAGUGAGAAACGCUCUUCUGGAAGAACCUAUGGGAAACGGAUAUACGGUAAAGACUAGACCAAAAGGUGGUUACAGCAAAAUUUACAUAUGACAGAAGUGGGCCGUGGUGAAUACACACAUGGAGGCAGCAAAUACCACAGACAUGGAUACCGUGGGGGAGGUUAAUAAAACACUGGAGGAAUACGAACAGUUUUAUCUCAAUGCUCAGUUUGCCACCGGUCUGGUUUUCUAUCCUCUCCUUUGUACCUUUGGUUUCCUGGGCAAUGUUAUGUCAAUUAUUGUCAUGAGCAGGAAAUCCAUGCGAACUUCAACUAACAUGUACCUGAUAACGCUAGGUGUGGCUGACACCGUGAAAAUUCUCAACGAUUUUUUGUAUUUCAUUGUUAUACUGUGCUUACGAGUAGAUCCGCUAACAGGCAACAAAGCGAUGGGUUUGCUGUACCCAUACUGUCACUACCUGCUCAACAUGUCACUCUGUGCCUCCGCCUGGCUUACCGUCUCUGUGGCCGUAGAACGAUAUAUAUUCAUAUGUAUGCCCACAAAGGCGAAGGAAUACUGUAAUCUUGCUAGAGCCAAGAUCGUUUCUGUAGCUGUGUUUUUGUCUGUUAUCGUCAUUUCUUUGCCAUUUGCAUUCCGGUAUAAGACAACUCUCAAAUUCAACAACGCCUCGAAUACGGAAAUGUACGAGGUGGAAGUGAACAAUCUCUGGCAGAAUCCACAUUUUUCUGUGCCAUUCAACUGGAUCCACACUUGCUUAAGGACGGUUAUUCCGCUUAUCAUCUUAACAUUCCUAAACACGUCCAUCGUGUUGGGUCUACGCCGUUCACGGGCCGCCAACAAGAGGCCAUCGGCCAAACAGAAAAUCACCAUCAUGCUUGUGUCUAUUGUAAUCAUAUUCUUGGUGUGUGUCACCCCAGACGCCAUCAUGUCCACGGCUUUCGGACUGGGCUACUACGAGGAGAGUUACCUGGCCAGGGGCGUCCGGGAGAUCACAGACAGCUUUCUUCUCAUCAAUUCAGCGGUUAACUUUAUUCCAUACUGUAUUUUUAAUAAGCAUUUUAGGCGGACAUUUUUAGGUAUUUUCGGUGUGAAAAUGUUCAAUAAACUAAGUCGAUCAAGCAUUGCUGAAACGACAAGAGAUAACUUAAGAAAUUCUGGGAUUCAGACAGUGAUGGAGACUAAACUUUUGCUGAGCUCAGAGAGCGCUACGUUGUGUGCUCCUAACAAUAAUCCAGGAGGUUGAUUGACGUCUUGUAUAUAACGGUGUUUGGACCGGAGACCAGUUCACGGCUUAUCCUAAGUCUUUGUGAUGUCAGUUUGUGAAUAAUUUAAUGCCAUCAGUCGCUUUUACAAGCCAUGCUGUUUAUUUGUUCAGAUAUAUAUUUUGUAAUGUACGGUGACAUUAAAUAUAAUUUA